Molecule: messenger RNA, 1037 nt
Organism: Bombyx mori (domestic silkworm)
Lineage: Eukaryota; Metazoa; Arthropoda; Insecta; Lepidoptera; Bombycidae
Gene: Mp20
Product: muscular protein 20
Exons: 4
Coding region: 54-608 (184 amino acids)
Biological process (GO): actin filament organization
Cellular component (GO): actin cytoskeleton
Molecular function (GO): actin filament binding
Source: RefSeq, marked provisional
UCGUCGGCGCAUCAUCUCAACACUCGGAAAAAGCACUCACACAAUCACACAACAUGUCUCUGGAACGUCAAGUUCGCGCUAAGAUCGCUUCCAAGCGCAACCCUGAGAAGGAGAAGGAAGCCCAAGAGUGGAUUGAGGGCGUCCUCGGAGCUAAAUUCCCCCCUGGUGAACUAUUUGAGGAUGUCCUCAAGGACGGCACUGUUCUUUGCCAGCUCAUCAACAAGCUGAAGCCUGGCUCUGUCCCCAAGAUCAACACCACCGGUGGACAGUUCAAAAUGAUGGAGAACAUCACAAACUUCCAGUCUGCAAUCAAAGCAUACGGUGUACCCGACAUCGAUGUGUUCCAAACCGUAGAUCUAUGGGAGAAAAAAGACAUCGCCCAAGUAGUCAGCACACUGUUUGCCCUCGGUCGUGAGACUUACAGACACGCGGAAUGGAGCGGCCCCUGCCUCGGACCCAAGCCCGCUGACGAAUGCAAACGUGACUUUUCUGAUGAAGUCCUGAAGGCCGGGCAAACUGUGAUCGGUCUGCAAGCUGGAUCUAACAAGGGAGCCACUCAAUCCGGACAGAACCUUGGCGCCGGCCGCAAGAUCUUGAUCGGCAAGUGAACACAACACCAGCACAAAGUGAUAUUAAUUUUUAAGAUAAUUUUGUACAAAUUUGUGUGGUAAUGGACGCUAAUGUGAGACUGUAAGCCUUUGUGAAUAUCUACUCUGAAAUGAUAGCUGAAGAUUUAUUAGUCUCUUUACAAACAGGACUAGAGGGUUGUAAACUUUGACGUGAUUUAGUUUGCGUCAUAGUCAGAUUUACAAUGAAUUGUUAUUAACGGGGAUGCUAUUGGUUAGAUCAGCAUAGAAUAAUAUACCAUUCAAUAGCAAAGGGACCAUAGCAUCAAUGGCUGGUUAAGAUACUUUUAUUUGUUUAUAAAGUUGAGUAGCGCCUGAUAUGAAUUUGUACAUAAGCUUAGUAAGUUUUGUAUUAAGUUAAAAUAUUUAUUUCCAUUUUAUUAUAUGUUUUAUAAUAAAAUAUUUUGUAUA